Zophobas morio is the source of this 1650-nucleotide messenger RNA. RefSeq names its product excitatory amino acid transporter 3-like. Gene Ontology annotation, molecular function: neutral L-amino acid transmembrane transporter activity; L-glutamate transmembrane transporter activity; glutamate:sodium symporter activity. The record is from RefSeq and is a predicted model, not a curated record. The transcript is spliced from 6 exons. Gene Ontology annotation, biological process: L-glutamate transmembrane transport. Bases 111 to 1547 code for a protein of 478 amino acids. Gene Ontology annotation, cellular component: plasma membrane. Lineage: Eukaryota; Metazoa; Arthropoda; Insecta; Coleoptera; Tenebrionidae.
UAAAAUUUUUAUGUACAUGUCCUUCAGUUGCGUUGCAGGUGUUUAGCGCAAAACUUAGCAGUCCUUUUUGUUUUUUAAACACACACUGCAUAUCGUUUUGAAAACGAAAAAUGGAGGAAAAUAAUAUACCGAAACCUCUGUCUGAAGUGGCAAUACGUGUAAGUGACAAAAACGAUUCUAAUAAACUAGUGACGUGCUUGAAAACCAACAUUUUAACUCUGGCGACUGUAGGAGGUGUAAUAUGUGGAAUUAUUGUGGGUAUUAUUUUGAAAGAAACUGUAGGUACAUUCACGAAGAGAGAAGUGAUGUACGUGAGUUUUAUAGGAGAUGUAUUUUUGAGAAUGCUCAAGUCACUGAUAUUGCCUUUAAUUGUUUCUUCUUUGAUAUCGGCAAUAGCAAGUUUAGACAUAUCGUUAUCCGGGCGAAUUGCUGCAAGGGCAAUUCUUUUUUAUUUAACAACAACAUUUAUGGCAGUCGUCCUUGGAAUAAUUCUGGUAGCCACCAUUCAACCAGGUUCGAAUCAUAGUGGUGGCAACGCCAUGACAGGAAAUGAAAAUGAAUCUCAGAGAAAUGUAACAACAGUAGAUACAUUGCUAGAUCUUGUCAGGAACAUGUUUCCCCCGAACGUAAUUCAAGCAUGUUUGGAGCAGACUCGCACUACUCUGGUUGCCCCUGCUAACGAUAUUAAUGAACAAGAUUUAUUCAAAUGGGAUAUUAUAGAAGAAACUGUCUCUGGAACUAAUAUCCUUGGCCUUGUUGUGAUCGCCGUUGUAGUUGGAAUAGCUUUGGCACAACUCGGAGAAGAGGCGAAGACUUUGGCAAAUUUUUUUCACAGUUUAAUGGCGUUAAGCAUGAAAGUAACUUCUUGGAUUAUAAAAUUGUCUCCUGUCGGAAUCUUGUUUCUAGUAACAGCUAAAAUAAUGGAAAUGGAGGAUAUGGGAUUGGUGCUGGGUCAGCUGGGAUUAUAUUUUGCAACUGUAAUGAUAGGAAUUUUGAUACAAGGUUUCAUAAUACUUCCAUUGAUAUACACUAUACUUACAAGAAAAUCUCCGUUUCGGUACGUGGUAAACAUGAGUCAAGCCCUCGCUACCGCUUUUGGAACGGCUUCAAGUUCGGCAACUCUACCGAUUACAAUACAGUGUUUAGAAGAAAAAAAUGGAGUUGAUCCACGAGUAGCUCGUUUUGCCUUACCAAUUGGAGCAGCUAUUAAUAUGGAUGGUACUGCACUGUAUGAGGCAGUAGCUGCAAUUUUCAUUGCACAAACUCGCCAACUUGAAUUAACAGUUGGAAACUAUAUCGCUAUUAGUAUUACUGCUACAGCAGCUAGUAUAGGUGCUGCAGGUAUACCUCAAGCAGGUCUUGUAACUUUAGUAAUGGUUCUGGAUACUGUUGGUCUUCCAGCUGAAGAUGUUUCGUUGAUAUUAGCAGUGGAUUGGUUGUUAGAUCGGUUCAGGACAGUCAUUAACGUAAUGGGAGAUGCUUUUGGAGCUGGUAUAGUACAACAUCGAAGUGAAAAAGAACUGAAUGAUUUGCGAAGUGAUCCGUGACGGAUCUGAAUUAGUAAGAAAGAGCAGUUGAAGAAAGCUGUUAGAUAUAUUAAUUUUUAUCUAAUACUGUAAUACUUAUAAAAUAUAAAUACUUAAAUAAAAA